AUGCCAAAUGGCGUGUUGAACCAUGUCGACCCGGUGACUCUUGGUGUUUCGUCACCAUGGAGAUCCGUGCACACAAGGGACUUUUGCCAAGCUUGGCAUGAGGACCUCCAUGCACGGAGGCCGCGGGGCCCUCGAUUAUCCUCAUUUCUGGGACAUUCGGAGACGAGCUUCGAUGCGCUGACGAUCGAUGCCGCCGUGCUUCCCUCAGAGAAGAUGCUAGACAUUCGAAAAGCCUGCAAGAUGAAUAUUGCCGAUCCACUUGAUCCCGUGGGUCCAGCCAAAAUCUUUCGAGACAACCUCGAGACAGGAGCGCAGUGUGCCGAGAAAAUUGGUAGCAACCUUUUCACGGGCUCCCUCGGAGAGAGCUCAGGCACCAAGUUUAAAGGCGAAUUGCCUGUGGAGUUGGGGGGGCAGGUGCGAGAAGACGUGGAAGCCAUCCAGGACACCUGUCACGACUUCGCAUCCCUUCUUCUUCAUCGGCUAUCGCGCAAGGAAAACAAGUCCCUAAACAAGGUGGAUGCUGUCCGCGUGUUGAAAUCCUUUGGCAGAUGCCUGGAAGCCAUGGGGCAGGGAACCACACUGCUUGGUUGCCAGACGGGCGGUGCUGAGGGAGAGGAUGAAGCAACGUGUGAAAAGGAGGCGGGAGUAGAGCCAGGCCAAUCCUCCUGGUUCUAG
This is a messenger RNA of Symbiodinium sp. CCMP2592, 675 nucleotides long. NCBI's taxonomy places the organism in Eukaryota, Dinophyceae, Suessiales, Symbiodiniaceae. The record is from the annotation of a GenBank genome assembly.